GAUGUGUUGAUAACAGCUCCAUGGCUGGCCCUGUCUCCGGCACCAUGAAGGACGAGGUGGCUCUCCUGGCCACUGUCACCCUCCUAGGAGUCCUGCUACAAGGUCAUUUCUGCGCGCAGGGCCUUCCGCGUGUCACCGCCGCUCACCACCGGCCCGCCCGGCUUCGAACGUGUCUACCGAGCCCAGUGAGGCAGCAGGGGUGGGGGGCAGCGGGAUGGACAGGGUCGCCCCGGGUGCGCCUGGGUCCUGUGCCAGCCCAGCAACGCAUCAUCCGGCCCGCCGCCCGCAGGGUGAACUGCAGCGAGUACUUCCCGCUAUUCCUCGCCGCUCUCUGGGUCGCCGGCAUCUAUUUCCACGAAGGCGCCGCCGCCGCCUGCGGCCUGGUCUACCUGUUCGCGCGCCUGCGCUACUUCCAGGGCUACGCGCGCGCAGCUCAGCUCAGGCUGGCCCCGCUGUAUAAGAGCGCCGGCGCGCUCUGGCUGCUGGUGGCGCUGGCGGCGCUCGGCCUGCUGCUGCACUUCCUCCCUGCCCCGCUGAGCGCGGCGCUGCUCCGCCGGCUCAGGAUGCUGCUGCCCUGGGCCUGAGACCGACAGACCCGAGAGCCUCCAGGAGCGGGCGGGUGCCCCGCCUCUGCCUCAGGCGUCUGAUUCAAGUCUCUGCAACGGCUGUUCCCGUAACUGCUUUCCCCGGGGCU
Ochotona curzoniae (black-lipped pika) is the source of this 694-nucleotide messenger RNA. Its product is annotated as leukotriene C4 synthase. Gene Ontology annotation, cellular component: nuclear envelope; endoplasmic reticulum; membrane. Lineage: Eukaryota; Metazoa; Chordata; Mammalia; Lagomorpha; Ochotonidae. The transcript is spliced from 4 exons. Gene Ontology annotation, biological process: leukotriene biosynthetic process. Gene Ontology annotation, molecular function: glutathione transferase activity; leukotriene-C4 synthase activity; glutathione peroxidase activity. Bases 21 to 584 code for a protein of 187 amino acids. The record is from RefSeq and is a predicted model, not a curated record.